CUCGUAAUCACCUUCCAUUGGCUUCAACCUUUCUGUUUCUGUUCAUUGUCACUGUUGGCCUACCCGAUUUGUAAUCGCAGCUCGAACCGGCAUGCAAUGAACUAGACCUUGAAAGCCUUGCAGCACCAAGCUAUGCUCGUCGAUUGGGCUAUGACCUGCAACGUUGCCGAUCAUCCUUUCAGCCCUUCAUACCAUGUCUGCGGUUCCCAGUAUCAUAUUUGGCCGCUGCUGCUUCAGCUCGCUAAUGGGGGCCGGCUGUUGUCAAGAACCCAGACUAGGCCAAUGAGCAGUGCCAGACCCAAAACAGUCUGUCCACGUUCAAUGUAGCCAAAGCUCGGACAAGUUGGAAGCGGUAAAGCAACCACUCUGUACGAGAGUCCUGCCCAACAAUAAAAACCACCUUGGAACCCAGUCUCUCUCCACCUAGGCUUUCUCAUCACAGUUGAAAAGCCCAAUUCGUCUUUGUUUCUGUGCGUUAUCCGUACGACAGGUAAGAGAUAUCCAGAAAUGCGCGGUGGAAGAAGCAACGGCUGCAGAACAUGCAAGCAGCGACGUAUCAAAUGCGACGAGCGUACGCCAGUAUGCGUUCAAUGUGAAAAGAGCAAACGUCACUGUACAGGACCAGAUUCACCCUUCCGAUACCAGUACGGUUCGACGGAACAGCACAUUCGACUCCUGCGAGCCUUGCAAACCGUCUCUCCCAACGAGGAAUACGACGGCGCCAUGUUUCCAUCCAGUCACAGUUCCGGCGGCGCCUCGCAGCAGAUCAAAGGAGUAGUCGUCCAGGGUACUCUCGGUAGUAGUGGCCCAUCGGUACCCGCUAGCGUGCCAUUGAGCCAGGGUGCAAGGCUCGCCGCCGCCCUCGCCGCCGCCCUCGAUUGGCCCAGCGAGUUCGGAGCUCGCUUGCAACAAUUGGGUCCUCAUUACCGCCAUCUGCCCUGCCGCCUAGGCCACAGCAAGGCACUCGACGCUGCGGUCAACUGCGUGCUGACUUCGUACACGCUCGUCUCGCGAGGCCAGCAACACAGGGAAUCCGUUGAGCUCGCGAGCUACGGAAAGGCGAUCAAGGCCCUGCGCGAGGAGCUGUCGUCGGUCGACCAACCUACUGCCACGACGUCGGAAACCCUCUGCGCGGCUCUGAUCAUUGCCCAAUACGAGCUGCUCAAGCCGGGACAGACAAAGUUCUCGUACGUGACGCUUGCCGGCGGCGUUUCUGCCAUUUUCCAGAGCGGCGGGCCCGGUCGGAUCCAAUCCGAUUUUGAGAUUGCCAUCUUCUCUUCCCAGUAUCCCACCAUCAUCACACAGGCCCUGCUCCGCGGCCAAGAGUGUUUUCUGAGUAGUCCCGACUGGACGGCCGUCAUGCGCCGUGGCGAUCCGUCCGAAGACCCCAUCAUCACCGACAAUUGGGUUACAAUCACCCAGCUCCCAGGGCUACUUCGACGGCUUCGAUCCAUUACCACCACCACCAUCACCACCAUCACCCCAACCACCGAUAACUCUCAAUGUGUCUCUCAAUUAUUAUGCGACACAUCCUCACCACUCUACCCGUCCAUCCUGCGCGACGCCUAUGCCCUGCGCCGCGACAUCGUCAAACACAACGACGACAUCACCCGGCGCCUCUCCCAUCCAGGCGUCUACCACGUCUGCCCAGCCGUGUACAAAGGGCCCAUCCCGCCCCAACCGUGGACGCCGAGCAGCAAACUCGAAUCCCUCACUCCCAAGCGCAUAGUGAAGCAGUCGGCCAUGUACCACGCGUGGGUCAUCACAGCCAACGUCGUGUUGUCGCGGAUUCUCAUGCCCGUCGAAAACGCGGCGCUGACGCUCCAGACGGCCCAGUCCGCACAGUACAUCAUGUCGACGCUCGAUUUUGUCUCGAACGAAACGAAACCGUUCGGCGGUAUGUACAUGACCUACGCCGGGCCGCUGGCGUAUGGAGUUUUAGAGAAACGGCCGGCGGAUCGACAGUUGCUCCUCGACAAGCUCAACGAUCUGUUCCGUCCUUUCGGGUUGCAGUUCGACCACGCGAGGAUGAUGACCGUCUUUGAGGCCGUGACCGGUGGGAGCCCGCUUAGUUCGCGUCGUGGCGACGUUUUCACGAAAAGUCCAGGUCCGGGUCCGGGUCAGGGUUCGGAGUUGACUUCGUCCUCGUCCUCGCCGAGCUCGUCGACUUCGGAUUCGACUUCGAAUGCAAAUGCGAACGGGAACCGGGUUGGGGAUGGAAGGUGAGUUAUAAUUUGUGAUUUGAUGGCUUAUCGUCCACGGACUGUCAUGGUUGAGGUUGGGGGCUUGUUAAGAGCCAUGUCACUUUAUGCUGGCGAUCAAGUUAGAAAUACCGUAAGAGAGCACCAAAUUUCCCCCAUUCAACAUAAGCUAUCGUGUCAUCAUUGCUUCUCGUGGUCAAUCUACAGCUUGAGUACGGAGGAGAAGUUGGAUGAUAUGUCCUUCGACAGGGUCAAUAACAAC
This is a messenger RNA of Exophiala xenobiotica, 2463 nucleotides long. RefSeq lists its product as uncharacterized. The record is from RefSeq and is a predicted model, not a curated record. Lineage: Eukaryota; Fungi; Ascomycota; Eurotiomycetes; Chaetothyriales; Herpotrichiellaceae. Gene Ontology annotation, molecular function: zinc ion binding; DNA-binding transcription factor activity, RNA polymerase II-specific. Gene Ontology annotation, biological process: regulation of DNA-templated transcription. Bases 508 to 2226 code for a protein of 572 amino acids. The transcript is spliced from 2 exons.